AUGGUGGUGCUUGUCUACAACCAGGGCCUCAACUUCUUCAGCUGUCUCUACGACUACAAGCUGGUCGAGGCGGGAUUCUCAAGAGACACUUCAAACACCAUAGGGAAUAUAGUGAUCAUCCCCAUCAUCGCCCUCACCUUCUGCUUCGGAGGCUGGACCAGCUCUCUCGGGGGAAAUCGCAACGCCAUCAUGUUCUGCACGGCAGUGAUGGUGGCCAUCUGUCUCUACCUUUUACUGGUCUUCCCCACAGAUGUCUUUUCGAUCUCUGUGGUUACCUUCGCUUUAGGGCUGCUGGACUCAUGGCGUUUCUACAGUUUCGGAGUCUUGAUCAACUCCUUCCCCCUGCAUGCACUGUCAGAAUCCCUAAUCUAUGCUCUCCUGAAGGCGCUUGAGUACCUCUACAACCAUCGUGUGGUGCACCGGGAUAUAAAGCCGGAGAAUAUUCUUUUCAAUGGUUAUGGUCAGCCUUUCCUAACAGACUUCGGAAUUGCCUCUUAUAAUGAGAGUGAGAUCUCUGACAGCAACUCGGGGACGCUUGGUUACAUGUCUCCGGAAGUGAUGCAAUCCCAGAGUCACUCCUACACUGCAGACUACUACGCAAUUGGUGUGAUCGCUUUCUAG
Messenger RNA from Nymphaea colorata (pocket water lily), 621 nucleotides. Its product is annotated as spindle assembly checkpoint kinase. The record is from RefSeq and is a predicted model, not a curated record. Bases 1 to 621 code for a protein of 206 amino acids. NCBI's taxonomy places the organism in Eukaryota, Viridiplantae, Streptophyta, Magnoliopsida, Nymphaeales, Nymphaeaceae. Gene Ontology annotation, molecular function: ATP binding; protein serine/threonine kinase activity. Gene Ontology annotation, biological process: protein phosphorylation; mitotic DNA damage checkpoint signaling. The transcript is spliced from 2 exons. Gene Ontology annotation, cellular component: nucleus.